CCGAAUGCUACUUCCGGAGGUGUAAAGAGGUGUGUUCCGUCCUAGCCGUUUGAUUGGUUUGGUCAAGGUCGUUAUACCCGAGGAAUAUUCCUAAUUUGUAAACAAAAACAACAUACACACACGUUUUCACCAAAGAUUAUCUAAGGAAUAAUGUGGAGGCAAAAAUCGCACACAUUAUGGCAACAUUUGAACCAACCAUCAGUGUCAUUUGGGCACCAAUGUGUGCGACGUAUCAGUGGCAGUGAAGAGCCUGUGCUGGCCAUACGCAGGGAGACAGUCAAUGUUUGGGAGCGUCGGGCACCCCUCGCUCCAACUCAAGUGCAGAAACUUGUCAAACAUGGUGUCAAGGUCAUUGUUCAACCAUCCAAUAGGAGAGCUUAUAGCAUGCAGGAAUAUUCGGACAGAGGGGCAAUUAUCCAGGAGGACAUAUCAGAGGCAUCUGUGAUUAUCGGCGUGAAGCAAGUUCCGGAGGACCUGCUCAUUCCAGAUAAGACAUUCUGCUUCUUCUCCCACGUAAUCAAGGCACAGAAGGACAACAUGCCACUGCUUGACGCCAUACUUGAGAAGAAUGUUCGUUUGAUUGACUAUGAGAAGAUGAUGGACCCUGCUGGUCAGCGAGUGGUGGCCUUUGGGAAAUAUGCAGGCGUGGUCGGCAUGAUCAACAUCCUACAUGGCAUGGGGCUCCGUCUUCUUGCACUCGGGCACCACACACCCUUCAUGCACAUAGGUCCAAGCCACAACUAUCGGAACAGUGAGGCCGCCAGGCAGGCAGUAAGAGAUGCAGGAUACGAGAUUGCCCUCGGCAGAAUGCCCAAGUCCAUUGGUCCUCUCACUUUCAUUUUCACAGGCUCUGGAAAUGUGUCCAAGGGAGCCCAGGAGGUAUUCCAGGAAUUGCCCCACGAGUACAUUGAGCCAGACCACCUGCCCAAGGUCGUCAAGAAAGGAUCAAUGAAGAAGGUGUAUGGCUGCGUGGUGAGUCGAGAUGACCACUACGUCCGUAUCGAGGGAGGCAAGUUCAACGCAGAGGAGUUUGAGAAUUAUCCUGAAAGAUACAUCUCAAUUUUCAGCCAUAAGGUUGCCCAAUACUCAUCAUGUAUCAUCAACGGGAUCUACUGGGCCCCAAACUCCCCCCGCCUGCUCACCAUACCUGACGCAAAGACACUUCUGAAGGCCCAGGCCUUCCCAUGGUUACCGUCCAGUAUGGGGUGCCCUCAGCUGCCCCAUCGCCUCAUCUCCCUCUGUGAUAUCUCUGCUGAUCCCGGUGGCUCCAUAGAAUUCAUGAAGGAUUGUACAACCAUUGACAAACCCUUCUGUCUGUAUGACGCGGAGCUUAAUCAAGAAACUGAAAGUUUCAAGGGUGACGGUGUGCUGAUCUGCUCCAUAGACAACAUGCCAGCACAGAUGCCCCGAGAGGCAACGGAGUACUUCGGCAGUCUCCUUCUCCCAUACAUUCCUGAAAUUCUGAAAUCUGAUGCUGUGUCCUCUUUUGAAGACUAUGAUGCUAAUCCGACUGUGAGAAAUGCUGUGAUAGCCUCCAAUGGCGAGCUGACCCCAAACUUCCAAUACAUUUCAGAAAUGAGAAAGAAAAGCACGUCAGCCCACAAGGCCUCAAUACAACCAGGCCAGAAACGUGUGCUGGUGCUUGGUGCGGGCUACGUGGCUGGGCCCGCCGUGGAGUAUCUUUCCCGUGAUAAGGAUGUGCAGGUCACAGUUGCUUCCAUGAUGAAGGAGGAGUUGGACCAUAUAGAGGGCCGAUGCCCGAACGCAGACAUGGUGAUGUUGGAUGUUGGACGACGACCAGAUGAGCUGGAACGACUUGUGCCUGACUACGACAUUGUUGUCAGUCUGCUACCAUACUCUAUGCAUCCAGACAUUGCCAAAAUGUGCAUAAAGCACAAGAAAAACAUGGUCACCGCCAGCUACGUGUCUCCAGCUAUGAGGGAAUUACAUCAGGCGGCAUUGGAUGCGAAUGUGACUAUCGUAAAUGAAGUUGGUGUGGACCCGGGGAUUGACCACAUGUUGGCCAUGCAGUGCUUCGAUGAGGUCAAGCAUGCUGGUGGAAAGAUCAGCUCGUAUGUGUCAUACUGUGGAGGGUUACCGGCCCCGGAAAACUCCAACACCCCACUCAGAUACAAGUUCAGCUGGUAUCCCAAAGGUGUUUUGAUGAACUGCCUCAGUGGAGCAAAAUAUCUCAAGGACGGAAAGGUGAUAGAAGUUGCCAAUAAUGGGGGGCUCUUGGACGCCGUGGAGCCCCUGGAGUUUAUGCCAGGCUUCAAUCUGGAGGGCUUUCCCAAUAGGGACUCCACGAUCUACACGGAUGAGUAUGGCAUCAGGGAUGCACACACAUGCAUACGGGGAACAAUAAGAUACAAGGGCUUUUCGAAUGUUGCUAGAGGUCUUCUGGACCUGGGGCUGCUCAGUGAUGUGGAGCAACCCGAACUUCAUCCGAAUGGGCCCGAGAAAACAUGGCGUCAGUAUUUCUGCCGUAAAUUUGGAAAAUCCUCCGACCUUUUGGAGGACACGUUGAAGGAUCUCAUGUUUGAGGCUGUUGGGGAGAACGAACAGAGGCUUGAUGCCAUCAUCAGGAUGGGCCUCCUGCAGGAUGAGUUGAUUGACAAGCGAGGAACUCCAAUAGACACCCUCUCGUACUACCUCUCCAAGAGACUUGCAUUCGGUCCGGAGGAGAGGGACAUGAUCCUGAUGCAGCAUGACAUCGGUGUCCAGUGGUUUGACGGCUCUAGUGAGAGGCGAUGGGUCAGCCUGGUUGUGUAUGGGGACAAUGAACCCAAUGGAUACUCUGCCAUGGCCAAGACUGUCGGUCUACCCACCGGCAUUGCCACAAAGAUGGUUCUCAGUGGUGAGAUUCAGAAGAAGGGCAUGUUAAUUCCCCUGACCAGCGACAUAUAUCAGCCCAUCCUGCAGAGGCUGAAGAAGGAGGGCAUUGUUUCCAUGGAAUCUAUCUAAGCCAUGUAACCAGGGGGCGUGGCACAUUGCAGGAGAAAAGGGGGGACAGUGGCUUCUGGAGUAAUAAAUAUAAAUGUGUCUAUUAUAUGACAAUGAAAGAUGAUUUUUAUAUCUAUGACAACUUAUGGUGUUUUUUUUCUUGUCAAAGAGAAGUCCAGUUGAGUGCUGUGAUUAUUGUAGGUACUAAUAUUUACUUGGUUUACUUGUUUUAAAUGAAAUAAUCCUUCAUAAAGAUUGAAUGUAUUGAAUCUCAAUCUAAUGAUAAGGUUUUUCCUAUUGUUUUUUUCCCAUAUAAUUGGUCAUUAAUACUCAUUAUAAACUGAUGAUGAACUUUAUUGCUGUAUGAUAAACGACCAAUUGCUUUCAUAUAUUUGCAAAUAUAAUCCCUUUGUGUUAUUUGAUAUCUAUGGCUAUUUUUUUUAUUAAGAUUGUCUUUGUUUGUAAGGUCUGUUAAAGUUAAAAUCUAGAUAAAUUCCAAUGUUGGGAUUCUUAUUGAGAAAUAAUGUUGUUAAUACAAGUACCAAAGUGCUUACAGGCUAAUUAUAACAUGUUUUGGUCAAUUAUGACAUUAUGUUUUAUUGAUGGAAAAGGGGUAAGAUCACCAAGGUGCUUUUUGAUCCUCUCAUUCUCACCCCACCCACAAAAAAUUUGAAAUUUUCGAAAAAUAUGGUAAAAAUAAGAUAUAAGCCUUAAGUUAUCAAAGACAAACAAUAUUAUUAUCUCUUUGAAAAACAAUCCAGAAAAACAGAUUAAGAAAUGGCAUUUUGUGAUUGUUCAUGAGUUUGAAAACUGAUGUGUUGUGUUCACCAGCUUUCAUUGUUUGCAAAUGUUAAGUGUCUCUUGUUUGGUGAAGUAGAAAACAUUUGGUAUAUAUUUAUAUUAUAAUUACGAGGCUCAUAUUUGAUCAUAACAUUGAUGUCAAGCACUCUUUUUUUCUUAUCUUUUGCAAAUCUGGUGGGUUGAAAAUGAACCGUUGUGAGCCUACCCCUUUAGCCAGUGUAUUUUCUGAUGUGACAUGCUUGUGAAGCUUUGAAGUUACACAUAUCAUUACAUUGAUGUAGAUGGUUUUUAUCAACAUCCAUCAUAACUUAGUAUUGCCAAAACUCAUUAGAGGCAUUUGCAUCGCUUGGCCAUGACGACAUGCAUUUAAAAUACUCUGUAUUUGACAAAGAUUAUUCCCUGCAAACUUUAUUAAAUAAAUUUAUACAUAUUAUGCCCAAUAACCAAGACAAAAAGUUAUACUGUGAUUGUUACAUAUAUACUUUACCUUUAUAUGUUUUUCUCUUUAUAAUGCACGUUUCCUAGUCGACAUAUCACUCGUUUUUUACAUAGCCUAUUAGGCUCAGCUAUCUGGAAUCUCAUGUUUACGCUAGUUGAUUGUUGAAUGUUAUACAUUCGUUUGUAUACUAUGUGUUUCAUGUUUGGUAAGUAUUUUUGAUUUCCUUUUAUGUCUUUGGCUGUCCAAAGCUGGUAAUUUUUUGAAUUUUCUUUUUCGUUAUUAUAUUGGUUUACCAUUAUAUUUUUUGCAUGGAAUACAUUUUGAAUAAGUUCUUUAAUCAUAUGAUAUCGAAGGAAGGUAAAAUUUUACUAUGAUUAUAAAGCAAUUUUGAUAUUAACAUUAAGCCCUUGGUUAAAAAUAUUGAAACUUAACAUUUUGUAACUUUUAAAUGAAACUUGACCAGUAGCAUUUGUUUGUGCUGAUGAUGGAUGGACUACCUUAAAUGUUGAAAAUGUAUUCCAGUUAAAGUGAGUUUAACAAAGAGAUUUUUUUCAUUUGAGUCUUUUUGUGAAGAUGCAUGAUAGUUAAGACUUUAUAAUCUUUCAACUUUUAUUAUUUUUGGUAGUGACGAAAGAUAGAAGCAUGAAACAAGCUUGUAGGUGUCAUUGUGUAAUGCAUCAUAUUAUGUGUUAUAGUAGAUUACUUAAAUCUGGAGUUGCACCAUUGGCAAGAUGGUUACAUGUACAUCAGCUAAGAUGCCAGUAGCAUGCACCAUUGGCAAGAUGGCUACAUGCACAUCAGCUAAGAUGCCAGUAGCAUGCACCAUUGCCAAGAUGGCUACAUGUACAUUACCUAAGAUGCCAGCAGAGUUGGCCAUUGCCAAGAUGGCUACAUGUACAUCAGCUAAGAUGCCAGUAGCAUGCACCAUUGGCAAGAUGGCUACAUGUACAUCAGCUAAGAUGCCAGUAGCAUGCACCAUUGCCAAGAUGGCUACAUGUACAUUACCUAAGAUGCCAGCAGAGUGGUCCAUUGCCAAGAUUGCGCUACAUGUACUUUACCUCAUGCACAUAUCCUUCUAUAUAUCUAAAAAUACAGUUUGUCAUGCUAAACAAUCUAUAUUAUGCUACUGCAAUUUUCAAAAACUGUGUCAGCUUAGUCUCAUGUGUGGAAUGCUGCCUUUGAUACACUGAUACUGAAGAAUUUUAUGAUGUUUACUUAAUAGGUAAGGAAAUAUGUUUUGAAGAAACAUUCUGUACUUCAAAAAUAUUUUAUUAACAUUAUUGCUUUAAAAUUAGUUUGACCUUGUUCAACUCUUAUGAAGUAAUGGAUCCUCUGGUUGUUACAAAAACUUGUUGAUGCCCACUUUAUUACAUACAAAAAAAUGACUUCCUUAAUAUUUAUAAAAUCUAAGCGUUGAAUUUUGCCUUUUCUGAUUCAAUGUCUUGUUCACUUUUUUUUGAUUGUAUUGUUUUCAUGAUUGUUUGAUAUGAUUUCUUUUUAGAGGAGUAACCGCUCAUUAUACAUCUUGUAGUUGAGUUUUAAAUACAUGUACAUGUCAUGUACCGUUUGUUGAAUAUAUGAAUUAAAGUU
Messenger RNA from Mya arenaria, 5773 nucleotides. RefSeq names its product alpha-aminoadipic semialdehyde synthase, mitochondrial-like. Gene Ontology annotation, cellular component: cytoplasm. The transcript is spliced from 22 exons. The record is from RefSeq and is a predicted model, not a curated record. The coding region runs from base 151 to 2964 and encodes 937 amino acids. Lineage: Eukaryota; Metazoa; Mollusca; Bivalvia; Myida; Myidae. Gene Ontology annotation, molecular function: saccharopine dehydrogenase activity.